Clupea harengus (Atlantic herring) is the source of this 1431-nucleotide messenger RNA. RefSeq names its product tetraspanin-8-like. Gene Ontology annotation, cellular component: plasma membrane. The record is from RefSeq and is a predicted model, not a curated record. NCBI's taxonomy places the organism in Eukaryota, Metazoa, Chordata, Actinopteri, Clupeiformes, Clupeidae.
AAGAUAGCAGCCCAACCCGUCCUUGGCGCUGGCUUGAGAUCAUCACACGACAUAAACACUUCACUUCCCCUUUGUCUGAAGUUUGCAGACAGUCAUCAAGCGAGUUCUGAAUGCAAGUGAGGAACAGCGGUGUCUUUAGAAAUCCCCGAAAUGGCGAAAGCGAACUGUCUCCUCCUCAGAAACCUUUUUAUUUUUUUCAACCUGCUUUUUGCGAUUGCGGGUGUUGUCGUGUUCGUUCUGGCGGUAUUGGUUCACUUCCACUUGAACGCCAACGAGUUUGACAGAGGUAAUGGAGUCAUCGGGCUGUAUAUGGUCGGGUCUGUCACAUUCCUCAUUUCAUUUCUGGGAGCUUACGGUGCUCUUAAAAAUGUGAAAUGGAUGCUGGUUGUGUUCCUUGUUCUGAUGUGUUUGAGCUGCUUUACCCUGUUGCGCUUUGCGAUGCCUCUAGCCAUUCUGCAUCCACAGGUUGGCCUGUUGCAGGAGGAGAUGGAAAACGUUGGGCCUUUGGAUAAAACCUCUGGGGACUUCCAGAGAAUUAUGGGUGAAUUCCAGAGUGAGUUGUUCUGCUGUGGUCUCGUCAAUGGGUACAGGGACUGGAAUAACAAUGUGCCAGAGUCAUGUGACUGCACCACAGAUGAGAUUAUGCAGGACACAUGCUUGCCCCUGCCGGACAAUACCCUUCAGGAGUAUUAUGCUGACAUUCAACUUGAGGUGAGGAGUACCAGGAUGGUGCAUAAGCAGCCCUGUGGUGUGAUAAUUGUGAGCAAAGCCCUUGAUGUGAUUCUUGGAGUGCUCUUUGGAUUUACCACCUUGGCAUUCCUGGGAAUUGUGAUGACCUGCUGCCUGCUAGCUCAGAGGAUCAAGCUAGGAGCUGUGGCCAAGCCGUCCAUGAUUUUCAGCAUAUCAUCCAAGCCACCCAAGUACAGCCAGCUUUUGGAAUACAAAUAGUGCCUGAUGUGGUUUGGAAAAUGCAGAGGAUUUGGGAGGCUAUGCUUUUUUUUUUUAUGCUUUUUUUUUUUUGCUACAACAUUAGUUAUUAGUUCAGCUAUUACCAGAUGGUUGAAGGUCACUUUAAAUGUUGACUGUGUGGCUUAGUCAUAUCUUGUCUAUUUUGCAAACUCUGGCUGGCACAUUAAGUCACAACCAGUAAUUUUCACAAUCUCUUGGAUGGGAAUUUCUAUGAAGUACUGAUUUGUGCGUCUGUAACCACUGGCAAUAUGAUUGGAUAGCUAACUGCUCUGAACAGCUACUCUGUUUUUGAGUGCUUUGUGAAAUGUUUGCAAUACAUUGAAUCCCAAAUGGGUGAAUUUAUUGGUUCUGUCUGGAGAAGAAGUCUAUUUGCACUAUUUGGCAUAUAUCUUGCUUGUGAAAGACUUUUUUUUUCUUUGAUAUGAUCUUUUAAGACACUGAAAUAAAAUGACUUCAACAAAA